GGUAGCCAGAAAGGGCAGAUUUCAUGAACGCUGCAGGCCAAUCUCAAAAUAUUCUAUUUCAUGCCAAUGUGGGAUAGGGCAGGGAGCGUGGCUUCAGCUGCUCGCCGCUUUUACGUUUCCACAUCUGGCCUACAGACCUAAUUCUAACUCGCGAUCUCGUUUGAUGAAAUUCGAUCUUCGUGGUUUAAAUACCUCUCAAUUUAGGACGAUUUAACGUUUGCAACCGUUAAAAAAAACAAACCCUGUGCAGUAUCUGUGAAACCAAUAUGGACCUGGGAGAAAGAAAACAUGCUGCACACAAAUCCCAACCAUUGUCCUUAACACACACACACACACACACACAUACAUAAACACACGGGGAAGAUGGGGGAGGGGAGAGACAGACACGGAUAUAGACCAUGAGAGUCAAAGCGAGUCAAGUUAAAGCUUUCUCCGCCCCCAUCCACGAAUAUCCCCCUCCCGCGUUACUUAAUUACAAACAAAGCAAGCCAAUCAAGUGAUGUAUUAUUAUUUUCAAGCAGAGAGGCGAGAGGCAUGUAUUUUUAAUUGAUUUAUUUAUUUGGAGGACAUUAAUUCUCAGUCUGUGGCUGAUUUUCAAACCGUUUGCAAAGCGCGGCUCCAUUGUUCGCCGGGCGCUCAGGCCCCGCCCCCUGCUUUGUGUGCUGCGCGCGGAUUGGCCGGCGCGCGCGGGGGCCGCGUCAGCGCCCGCGAGCCCAUUCAUCUGUGCACUUGGGCGUUGGACCCCGCAUCUUAUUAGCAACCAGGGAGAUUUCUCCAUUUUCCUCUUGUCUACAGUGCGGCUACAAAUCUGGGAUUUUUUUUUAUUACUUCUUUUUUUAAAAAACUACACUUGGACUCCUUUUUUUGUGCUCGACUUUUCCACCCUUUUCCCUCCCUCCUGCGCUGCUGCUUUUUGAUCUCUUCGACUAAAAUUUUUUUAUCCGGAGUGUAUUUAAUCGGUUCUGUUCUGUCCUCUUCGCCACCCCCACUCCCCCCUCCCUCCGGUGUGUGUGCUGCUGCUGCCGCCGCCGCUGCUGCCGCCGCUGCUGCCGCUCGCCCCGUCGUUACACCAACCCGAGGCUCUUUGUUCCCCCCUUGGAUCUGUUGAGUUUCUUUGUUGAAGAAGCCAGCAUGGGUGCCCAGUUCUCCAAGACCGCUGCGAAGGGAGAAGCCGCCGCGGAGAGGCCCGGGGAAGCGGCCGUGGCCUCGUCGCCUUCCAAAGCGAAUGGGCAGGAAAACGGCCACGUGAAGGUAAACGGCGAUGCUUCUCCCGCGGCCGCCGAGCCGGGCGCCAAAGAGGAGCUGCAGGCCAACGGCAGCGCCCCGGCUGCCGACAAGGAGGAGCCCGCGGCCGCUGGGAGCGGGGCGGCGUCGCCCGCCGCGGCCGAUAAAGAUGAGCCGGCCGCCGCCCCGGAGGCCGGGGCCAGCCCGGCCGAGAAGGAGGCCCCCGCGGAGGGCGAGGCCGCCGAGCCCGGCUCGCCCACGGCCGCAGAGGGGGAGGCUGCGUCGGCCGCCUCCUCGACGUCCUCGCCCAAGGCCGAGGACGGGGCCACGCCCUCGCCCAGCAACGAGACCCCGAAAAAAAAAAAGAAGCGCUUUUCCUUCAAGAAGUCUUUCAAGCUGAGCGGCUUCUCCUUCAAGAAGAACAAGAAGGAGGCGGGAGAGGGCGGUGAGGCCGAGGGCGCCGCCGGUACCUCGGCCGAAGGCUGCAAGGACGAGGCCGCUGGGGGCGCUGCUGCGGCCGCCGCCGAGGCCGGCGCGGCCUCCGGGGAGCAGGCGGCGGCGCCGGGCGACGAGGCCGCCGCGGGCGAGGAGGGGGCGGCGGGCGGCGACCCUCAGGAGAGCAAGUCCGAGGAGGCCGCCGUCGCGCCCGAGAAGCCGCCUGCCUGCGAGGAGGCCAAGGCCACCGAGGAGCCCACCAAGGCCGAGGAGAAGGCGGAGGAGGCCGGGGCCAGCGCCGCCGCCUGCGAGGCGCCCUCAGCCGCGGGGCCCGGCGCGCCCCCGGAGCAGGAGGCAGCUCCCGCGGAGGAGGCCUCGGCCGCGUCCGCCUCGUCAGCCUGCGCAGCCCCCUCACAGGAGGCCCAGCCCGAGUGCAGUCCAGAAGCCCCCCCGGCGGAGGCCGCAGAGUAAAGGGGCCAGAGUUUUUGAGAUAAUCGAAGAACUUUUCUCCCCCCGUUUGUUUGUUGGAGUGGUGCCAGGUACUGGUUUUGGAGAACUUGUCUACAACCAGGGAUUGAUUUUAAAGAUGUCUUUUUUUUUUUUUUUCUACUUUUUUUAAGCAGCAAAUUUUGUUUUUCCCCUUCCCCACAGAUCCCAUCUCAGAUCAUUCUGUUAACCACCAUUCCAACAGGUCGAGGAGAGCUUAAACACCUUCCUCUGCCUUGUUUCUCUUUUAUUUUUAUUUUUAUUUUUUUUUGCAUCAGUAUUAAUGUUUUUUGCAUACUUUGCAUCUUUAUUCAAAAAUGUAAACUUUCUUUGUCAAUCUAUGGACAUGCCCAUAUAUGAAGGAGAGAUGGGUGGGUCAAAAAGGGAUAGCAGACGAAGCGAGAGGGGCCACGAUGCGGAAAUGUAAGUGGUGCAGAGCAUCGCCAAGAUAAUGUGCCACUAGAAAUGAUGGUGUAAAGGCUUAGUCGUUUUUUUUUUUUUUAAGAAAAGUUAUUACGAUGUAUUUUGUGAGGCAGGUUUACAACACUACACGUCUUGACUAAGAAGGAAAGAGAGAAAAAAAAAAAAACACCAAUACCCAGAUUUAAAAAAAAAGAUCAUAGUCUUAGGAGUUCAUUUAAACCAUAGGAACUUUUCACUUAUCUCAUGUUAGCUGUACCAGUCAGUGAUUAAGUAGAACUACAAGUUGUAUAGGCUUUAUUGUUUAUUGCUGGUUUAUGACCUUAAUAAAAUGUAAUUAUGUAUUACCAGCAGGGUGUUUUUAACUGUGACUAUUGUAUAAAAACAAAUCUUGAUAUCCAGAAGCACAUGAAGUUUGCAACUUUUCCACCCUGCCCAUUUUUGUAAAACUACAGUCAUCUUGGACCUUUUAAACACAAAUUUUAAACUCAACCAAGCUGUGAUAAGUGGAAUGGUUACUGUUUAUACUGUGGUAUGUUUUUGAUUACAGCAGACAAUGCUUUCUUUUCCAGUCGUCUUUGAGAAUAAAGGAAAAAAAUCUUCAGAUGCAAUGGUUUUGUGUAGCAUCUUGUCUAUCAUGUUUUGUAAAUACUGGAGAAGCUUUGACCAAUUUGACUUAGAGAUGGAAUGUAACUUUGCUUACAAAAAUUGCUAUUAAACUCCUGCUUAAGGUGUUCUAAUUUUCUGUGAGCACACUAAAAGCGAAAAAUAAAUGUGAAUAAAAUGUACAAAUUUGUUGUGUUUCUUUAUGUUCUGACAAAAUACUGAGACUUCUAGGUCUUAGGAUAAUUUUGAGGAAGAUCUUGCAUGCCAUCAAGAGUAAAAUAGCUUGUGGUUUUUUUAUCUGAAGUUAAACUCUGAAAUAAUCAGCCUUGUCAGAUUAUAUACAGGAAGAUCUUAAAGCAUUCCAUGUCAAAUGUGUUCCCAUUUACUUGCAUUUAGCUUUCAUUUAAAAAUUGAAUUGAAGUAUUUUUAUUGUAGUUAUAUAGCAUGUCAGAAUAAAUCAUUUAAUACAAAAGCGGUGUGACCCGAAGACUAUUUAAAUGUCUUAUGUGAUAAUUGCAUAAAACUGCAUUUUUUUGUCAUGCAGGUCCAGAAACUUAAAUUGAUGACUGAGUCUCUAAUCCAAACUGCAGAUGGGCCAUGAAAAGUGGCCAAAUGUGUUUCAAAAAUUGAUGGUGUAUUACCUGCCGUUGUAAUUGCUUAGUGCUUGGCUAAUUUCCAAAUUAUUGCUUAGGUUAUGUGUUCUACCUUAGGAAAACAGGCUUAUGUAAAGAAGUAAUGGUGAUGAAUGGAUGACAUUGUCAAUUUAUGGGCCUUUAGUACUUGCCUCAACUCAAUAGUUGCAAGCAGUUUUUUAAAUGAAGGUAGUGUAUUAGCAUCUUGUUACUCAAAGAGAUAGAGAGUAAUACUUAUAUAGUAAUAAUCCUCACUAGUUUACCUUCUUUGUUCUUUAUCAUCCCAUAACUGGAUUUUUCCCCCCCACUGGACCCUAAACUCAAUUGAAUUUUAAGAUAAAGAUGUGUAUCAAAUACCAUUCAUUAAAUACAAAGAAAAGUUAUUUAUGCACACAUGCUUUAGUGUUUGAGCAGUGUGCCUUGUAGGGUUUAUAGUAAGUCAGCUAACCACAUUUGUAACAACUGAAUGCCAAAUCUUAAACUCCUAUCAAAUUAGUUUUUGACAUGGGCUUUUAAUUGGAAUUAAUAGGUCAUAAAUAGUUCAUGACCUCUGCUUAUCAAACACCCUGCCCACUAAUAAAAUCAAGUAAUAUUUAGAAGCGUGUAUACUUUCAGUUGGGGUUUCUUGAUCUUGGAGGAUGUUUGGAAGUUAAAAGUCAAAUCUGGUAACCAAAGGACUGCUUUAUCGGGUCUUUCCCACCUUUUUCUCAAGUACCUACUUGGCCAAGUACAGCUCCUGGUAUGUGGUAGGACUCAGAAAAGAAUGGAUUUUUAAAAGUAACUCUUGACUAGUCGAAAAUACUGUGUAGCCAACUAUAUUGCUAGGUUUGUUCUUUUAACAGCUGAAUUUAUUAAGAUGCAUUAUUUUUAUUUUAAUCAUUGCCUAAAACACUUUGGGUGGUAUUGAUGGUGUGGUGGGUUUUCCACCAAAUGAUUAAAUGAGAUUUGACAUAUAUCUUUUCAUCCAAAGUUUUGUACAUCACAUUGUUUUCUAAUGGAAAAAUGUUAAUAUGGCUUUUUGUAUUACUAAAAAUAGCUUUGAGAUUAAGGAAAAAUAAAUAACUCUUGUACAGUUCAGUAUUGUCUACUAAAUCUGUAUUGGCAGUAUGUAUAAUGGCAUUUGCUAUGGUUAUAAAAUACUUCGUCUGGAUUAUAAUCAUUUGAUCCAAUUCCUAUUGCUUGUAAAAUAAAGUUUUACCAGUUGAUAUAA
Molecule: messenger RNA, 5013 nt
Organism: Hipposideros armiger (great roundleaf bat)
Lineage: Eukaryota; Metazoa; Chordata; Mammalia; Chiroptera; Hipposideridae
Gene: MARCKS
Product: myristoylated alanine rich protein kinase C substrate
Exons: 2
Coding region: 1132-2130 (332 amino acids)
Biological process (GO): actin filament organization; central nervous system development
Cellular component (GO): actin filament bundle; plasma membrane; cytoplasm
Molecular function (GO): actin filament binding; calmodulin binding
Source: RefSeq, a predicted model, not a curated record